GCGUUCCUAAGGGCUCGGUGCCGGCCUUUGUCUGUCUGCGGGCGCGCGCGGCUGUGGUGAGUGAGGCCGCUGGCUGGGUCAAUACACCCAGACAAGGCAGGGCCCCGCCUUCAGGCCGCCGCCUCCGACCCCCACCCCCUCGCGUCCCUGAGCAGGCCUGACCAGCCUGGAGCCUCCCCAGAGAGGCCAGCUGCGAGGCGAGAGGUCUGCGGCCCGCAAGAAAAGGUCUAGCUGGACCGGAGAGCUGGGUGCCGAGAAUCUUCAGGAAUUUGAUUCCGCACACCUGUGCAAUCUAUGGAGAAAAAUACGGCAAUUUCCCUUCAUUAAUCAGGAGGUUCUUGAAACAUAGCUGAGCUGUUACUUGAAUAUCUCACAGCCUGUGGAGAGGCACAGCUGAAAAUUCUACCCAAGGUGUUCUGAGCAAACUAUUUGCUGACUCACCAAGGACAGGGUCCAGCCUCAGGCAGCAGGUACUCAAGUACAGCCCAUGGAAGAAUCAUACGAAGAGGUGGUGAUUAAGCUCAUACAGCAGGAGUGGACAUGUUUGGAUUUCCAACAGCUACCCUGCUGGACUGUCAUGGAAGAUAUGCCCAGAAUGUAGCCUUUUUCAGUGAGUCUGUUGAUUGCUGGGAUGCCCUCAAGUCACAAUAAUCAGUGUCCCUGUUCUCACCACUGGACAACAGGCUGGGGAUGCAGAGAUGUUCCUUUGGUGAAACUCACUAUUUUUAGGGGUUACAGGGAAAGCCUACAAGCUCGAGUUAGAAACAGCAAGAGAACAGUUUUGAUAUGUAGGUAGUAUCUGAGAAAAUGAAUGAGCAGUUUUAAAUCUCAGCACAAUCACUGAAUGAGCAAUGCAUAUUGGUGCAUCUUACAUGACUUCCCUCUCAUUUUACCAGAUGUGAUGACAGAAGCCCACCAAAAAUAUGAUCACUCUGAGGCCACAGGAUCCUCAAGCUGGGAUUUCCAGAAUUCUUUCAGAAGAGAGAAGCUGGAACAAAAAUCCCCAGAUUCUAAGACACUACAGGAAGAUCCACCUGGAGUGAGACAGAGGGUCUAUGAGUGCCAGGAAUGUGGAAAAUCCUUCAGGCAGAAGGGUAGUCUAACAUUACAUGAGAGAAUCCACACUGGUCAGAAGCCCUUUGAGUGUACCCAUUGUGGAAAAAGCUUUAGGGCCAAAGGCAAUCUUGUUACACAUCAACGAAUACACACAGGAGAGAAGCCCUAUCAGUGCAAGGAGUGUGGGAAAAGCUUUAGUCAACGAGGUAGUCUGGCCGUUCACGAAAGACUCCACACGGGACAGAAACCCUAUGAGUGUGCUAUUUGUCAGAGAAGCUUCAGGAAUCAAAGUAACCUUGCUGUUCACAGAAGAGUUCAUAGUGGUGAGAAGCCCUAUAGAUGUGAUCAGUGUGGAAAAGCCUUCAGUCAGAAAGGAAGCUUAAUUGUUCAUAUCAGAGUCCACACAGGCCUGAAACCCUAUGCCUGUGCACAAUGCAGGAAGAGUUUCCACACCAGGGGGAACUGUGUUCUGCAUGGCAAAAUCCACACAGGAGAAACACCCUAUCUGUGUGGCCAGUGUGGGAAAAGCUUCACUCAGAGAGGGAGUCUGGCUGUGCACCAGCGAAGCUGCUCACAAAGGCUCACCUUGUAACCACUCUCUUCAGAGGAAGUUCUCUUUAUGAAUUAACAGGAUAAAAUCACCUGAGAUUAAACAGCCUAUCCAGUUUUAUGGAAUGAAUGGAGACUCCUUCAGAAAGACCAUCACUGGGUAGAGCAAACUGAGUUUUCUUUUUUCCCCCCAAAUGAGUAUGAAAAAUAAAUGUCUUGUUUAUUAUCAUUA
Messenger RNA from Cervus elaphus (red deer), 1837 nucleotides. It is a transcript of the gene ZNF32, whose product is annotated as zinc finger protein 32. Gene Ontology annotation, cellular component: nucleus. The transcript has 4 exons. The record is from RefSeq and is a predicted model, not a curated record. Gene Ontology annotation, molecular function: RNA polymerase II cis-regulatory region sequence-specific DNA binding; DNA-binding transcription activator activity, RNA polymerase II-specific. Gene Ontology annotation, biological process: regulation of transcription by RNA polymerase II. The coding region runs from base 845 to 1648 and encodes 267 amino acids. NCBI's taxonomy places the organism in Eukaryota, Metazoa, Chordata, Mammalia, Artiodactyla, Cervidae.